AGGUAAGGAAACACGGAUUUAAUGACACGGGCAGAAAACAAUAACAACAACCCACAAAAUGCUUAGAGCCAUUUAUUCUAAACUUAUAGAUGGAAUCACGGCACUCUUUACCUGGAGGUCCAGUGAGGUGAAGAGUCCCGCAUCGUUGACAGCAGAAGUGGAAACAGAGCAGUGCCGACCUUUCUACGAUUCAGAAUCUGAUGACGAGUCGUCCUGUGCCACGUUGAGUACAGCCAGCCAGCACCUGGCCAGGUUCACCGACAAACCCUACUUCUUAGAGCGCAACGUUGAUUCCGAUUCAGAUCAGGAGCGAGGGUCUUCUGUCGCAGCUUCAACCGAAAAGAAAAUGAAAGUGUCAGAUUGUGUCAAAGAUUGUGUCAGUGAUC
Molecule: messenger RNA, 386 nt
Organism: Lymnaea stagnalis (great pond snail)
Lineage: Eukaryota; Metazoa; Mollusca; Gastropoda; Lymnaeidae
Source: the annotation of a GenBank genome assembly